This is a messenger RNA of Apis cerana (Asiatic honeybee), 2063 nucleotides long. RefSeq lists its product as uncharacterized. Gene Ontology annotation, cellular component: plasma membrane. Lineage: Eukaryota; Metazoa; Arthropoda; Insecta; Hymenoptera; Apidae. The record is from RefSeq and is a predicted model, not a curated record. Gene Ontology annotation, biological process: sensory perception of smell; detection of chemical stimulus involved in sensory perception of smell. Gene Ontology annotation, molecular function: odorant binding; olfactory receptor activity.
AAUAAUUAUUUUUAAAACCCAAGUAUAAUAUAAAACAUAUAACAUAUACAACAUAUAAAAACUACUAUAAUCAAUAAAUAGUUUAAAUAAAUUAGAUAUUAGGCAAAUAUUUCUUUUACAUUACGUUUCCCUUACCAUUCGAACAGAACACAUUUUUAUUCAUAUCUUUCAAUUCCUUCUUGUUACUUUCAUGAUAUUCAUGAAUGAAAUAACGAUAUAAAAAAUUCAUAACUGAAUGAAUGAAAUAAUUACAAAUAAGAUAGAAGUUCUCUUGUAGAACAAUCAAAAGAUACUAUUCAUCGUAACAAACUUUCAUUCUCCCAACACUGAAUAAAAUAGGAUAAAAUAAAGAAAAGAAUGAAGGAAUAUAAAGAAUGACGAUAAAGAUUAAUAAUAUAAACAAGAAAACUAUAAUUUUCCCGAAAUCAAUAUCUAUUAUGGAAAAUCUCCUUGCAAAAGGUAUACAUAAAAUCGAUCAAGUAUAAUUUACUAUUAUUGCUAUAGAUUAUAUUGUUACUACUGUAAAAAAAUAAUACUAUGAAGAAACAAGAGGGAAGAAUAUUUGUAUAAAUAAUAUAUUAAGCCGAGGUGUAGUCGAAUGAUUCUUCGAGUUCUACAUGACAGUCGAUAUCUGACUAUAAAGAUGGACGUAUUCGACAAAUACUAUCAUACCUAUCGUAUUAUAUUGAAAAUUAUAGGAUUAUGGCCAUACAAUAAUUCAAUCUAUGUAUGGAUUCAGAGAUUAUUGUUAUUGACAUUCUAUCUUGGGAAUGUAAUAUUUCAGAUAAUGUCACUUCUAAGAUCUGAAAUUACGGUACAAAAUUGUAUUUUAAUAUUAUCUACGACUUGUCCAUUGAUAAUAAUUUUAUUACGAUAUAUAAGUUUUAUAAUAUUUUUUCCUACGAUAAAACUUCUAUUUCAUCAUAUGCGUAUGGAAGAAAAUAUAAUACAAGAUUCAAAAGAAACAGAAAUACGAACGAAAUACAUCGGUGAAUCACGUCACAUGAUCGAAAUAUUUUUACGAAUACCUUAUGCAACUAUUGCAUUUUAUAGUAUGUUGGUAUUGUAUUUUAUAAUAUCAGAUUUCAUAAUGCCUUUGAACGAAACUUAUAUACGUAUCCUUCAUUACGUUACAUUAUUUUCUGUCAAUCGAAUUAUAUAUUUUUAUAUUUUAUGCUUGAAUUUUUUAGUUGUUAUCAUAUUUGGAUUAUUAUCUAUAAUAUGUACAGAAUCGAUAACUGGACUUUAUAGUUGUCAUACAGGUGUGUUGUUUAAAUUUAUUAGCCAUCGAAUACAAAAGAUUACAAAGUAUUUAACUAUAUUUAAUCUCUCAUCGAAGCAAAUUGACUCGAAACUCGCAGAGCUUUAUCAUGUGGUGGAUAUGCAUAACCAAGCUAUCCAGCUUCUCAAUAUCGUAAUAAAUAAUUCAGGAAAACAAUAUAUGAUAUCCAGUCUUUUACUCGUGAUUUCGAUGGCUAUAAAUCUGCAUCGACUAAUAAAUGCGUUUACAAUUAAGAAGGAUCAAUUAGAAAUUUUAAUUUCUCUUAUAAUUUUUACCAAUCAAUUAGUGUUUACAUUUUUAUGCAACCAUAGUGCUCAGAUACUUAUAAAUAACAGUGAAGAAUUUUUUCAUGAAUUAUAUAUAUCUGUAUGGUAUUCCGUACCAUUAAAAGUACAAAAGAUUUUAUUACUUAUUAUGAUACGAAGCUCAACGGCAUGUAUAUUUCACAUCUGUGGUGUGUUCGUUCCAUGUCACGCAGGAUUUACAACGGUAAUUUGUUUGAGUACGAAUGUCAUCAUCAUUUUAAUUCAAAACUAAUAAAAAUUGUUUCAUUUCAGAUGUUGAAUACCUCGUUUUCAUAUUUUAGUUUGAUGUACUCGAUAUAAUAGAAUCGAUAGUAUCAUCAGUAUUAAAUAUAUUAGUAUCGAAAUAAAUUAUUAUUAUUACUCUAUACUUUACUCUUGUUCUUUAUUUUGUCGAUUCUUCUUGUAAAUAUUUUCUCAAUUAUAUAAAUAUUCUAUAUAAAGUUUUUUGAAUUGCUAAUAUUUUUAUAUUAUAUUUG